This is a messenger RNA of Gossypium raimondii (Peruvian cotton), 639 nucleotides long. RefSeq lists its product as uncharacterized. NCBI's taxonomy places the organism in Eukaryota, Viridiplantae, Streptophyta, Magnoliopsida, Malvales, Malvaceae. The coding region runs from base 1 to 639 and encodes 212 amino acids. The record is from RefSeq and is a predicted model, not a curated record. The transcript is spliced from 2 exons.
AUGGCAGGAUUGCUAGAGAUAUAUGAUAAAGAUGGUCACCCAGAGCAUAAGCUUAGGUUGGAAAGGAGUGAAGUUCCUUUCAUUUGUGGUGGGUGCAAAGAGCUAGGAUUUGGACUUCGCUACCAAUGGACAAGAAUUUGCGACAUUUGUGCCUUGGACAUACGAGGAUUUUUGUACCAAUGCUCCCGUGGAGAUUAUGAUUUACAUCCCCAUUGCGCGAGCCUUCCUUUGACUUUUACCCUUCCGGGUUCCAACGAAGUAAUCAAACUUCGCGAAAAGAUAGAAUCAAGAUGCUUGAAAUGUCAAAGAAAGGAAAGAGCAUCAGGCAGAGUCCAGGGUUUGUCCUAUGUUUCCUCAGAUGGUAUGCUAUGUUAUCAUGUGGCAUGUCUGAAAGAAGCAUGUCUUGACAAUUGGACAAUGGGUUAUUUUCAACUUGAUGCUCUCGCUAAUGAGGAAAGAAAAAUCCUUGCACUGCAAAAUCUUGCUCCAAACCAAGAGGUUCGCAUAAGAGCGGGGCAAAGCGCGAAUGCAAUGAGGGGUAUCAGAUUGUUGAUCACAUUUCUCAAGCUGGUCGUUUCUGCUGUACUUGGAGAGCCAUUUACUUUAGUUUCCACUUUAUUUCAAAUUUCUCAGGGUUAG